This is a messenger RNA of Zophobas morio, 1402 nucleotides long. Its product is annotated as techylectin-5B-like. The coding region runs from base 58 to 1368 and encodes 436 amino acids. The transcript has 5 exons. The record is from RefSeq and is a predicted model, not a curated record. Lineage: Eukaryota; Metazoa; Arthropoda; Insecta; Coleoptera; Tenebrionidae.
UUACGCUAAACUCGACCAUUAAAAGAACGCUGCCACAAAAAUAGUCGCUUUCACAUCAUGGACUUAAGGAUAUACUUAGUGACAAUUGCUUUAGUGUCAACACUUGUAAAUUCACAGCAAAAUGACGACCGACAGUUUGUAGUUAUGUCAUCCACGGAAACUCCCUUGUCUUCGAACCUCCACGACGACCAAAUCUUCUUCGACGACCAGUUCGAACUCCCCAGAUCCUUCUCCGAAGCGGAACAUCGACUGAACAAAUUCGAACUAAAACUGUCACAGGUGCAGAGAGCCUUAGAAAAAAUGUUGGAGGUUCACGGGGCGAAAGUAGACCAAGAUGACACGACAGCUCCAACGAGCGAUAUAUCGAAAAUCGAAGAAGUGGUUAAAGACAAACUGAAACUCCACAAAUCGUGCGAGAAUAUCUCCACACAAAUUGAAACCAAGCUAGAAGAAAUCAAAGAACAUUUGCUGAAGAAGGUUGUCAAAGCUAAAUUUUCUACAACAGAGUUGGAAAAAGUCAAACGAGACGUCAUCACCGACGUGUCUUCACAAUUAAACUCUGCAAAAAAACACAUCUUCAAGCUUAAAAAAAAGCUGGAUUUUACUAACGAGAAGUUGGACGAGGUCACCAAGGUGGUUGACGAUUUGGAAAAAAAUGAAACCACGAAAGUUGGAGAGGUUGUCAAGAAUUGUGGCGAGGUUUUAAGGGGAGGUAAUGCCACCAGUGGGGUUUAUACCAUUAAACCCACUGGUGCGUCUAAACCUUUUGAGGUUGUGUGCGACAUGGAAACCAAAGGUGGUGGGUGGACUUACGUCCUGAGACGGUUUAACGGUUCUCAGGAUUUUUAUUUGAACUGGACGGACUACAAAAACGGGUUUGGUCAUCUAGACGAAGAGUUUUGGUUGGGUUUGGAGCAUCUGUACGAGUUGACAGGGGGCAAAAGCAACGAGUUGUUGUUUGUUUUUACCAAUUUGGAAGGGAAGAUUUUGUAUUCGCAUUACAAAGAAUUCCAGAUUGGUGGUGAGGAGGAGAGUUAUGCCAUCAAAGUCGUCAAGGAUUAUAGUGGAGAUGGAGGACAGUCCUUUUUGACUCAUUUGAACUGGAAAUUUAGCACUUUGGAUAAACAGGAUGCUUAUGGAGGCUGUGUCAAGACUUAUCGGGCGCCUUGGUGGUACGGUCCUGCUUGUUUUCACGUGCAACUCACCUAUUCGGAGUUCCAUGGCUUCAGUCAGAGUUUGAAGGACGUGAAGAUGAUGGUUAGGGGGGGCGCCUUGGUGGUACGGUCCUGCUUGUUUUCACGUGCAACUCACCUAUUCGGAGUUCCAUGGCUUCAGCCAGAGCUUGAAGGACGUGAAGAUGAUGGUUAGGGGGUAAUAUUUUUGUAAUUUCAGGUUUUAUAAA